This is a messenger RNA of Oryzias latipes (Japanese medaka), 2306 nucleotides long. Lineage: Eukaryota; Metazoa; Chordata; Actinopteri; Beloniformes; Adrianichthyidae. The record is from RefSeq and is a predicted model, not a curated record.
AUGUUUCAACUACUAGGAAGAAUUCUAAGGAAAAUCUUUUUUCUUGAGGCCGAGCCUCCAACUUCUCCCUUUUCCUCUGACUUGGAAAAGGACAGUGUGAAAUCUCAAGAUGGUGCCAAAGUCAAACAAAAAGGCACCAAAAGGAGAAUCUCUGAGGACAGCCAAGAAUCUGUAACACCAGCAAAGAAAAAACGGGAACUUGAGAUUCCUUCUCAAAAAGAUGAAUCUGCACGCUCAAAACCUGUUGGUAGCAGAAAGAGAAAGGCAUCUGAUACGGAACAACUACCAACCAAAAGAUUGAAAGAAAGCACAGAUGAAGAAGAAGACCCAAAGCUUGAAUUUGAGGCCAAAUAUGUGGAGCUGAAUCCACUUGGUGAAGGUGGUUGUGGAUCUGUGUUUAAUGGCUAUCGUAAAUCAGACAAGUUAGUGGUGGCCAUCAAGCACAUCCCAAAUGAGAAUAUUUACUGCACACAUUUUGAUGAAAGUGGACGAGAGUUAUCUGUAGAAGUUGCUGUAAUGUUAAAACUUCAGUCUGGAACAUCAAAUUCAGCCGGCAGCAAAGCACCUAUCACCUUGCUAGACUGGUAUGUGCUGCCACAUGAACUGAUUUUGGUGUUAGAGAGACCAAUGCCAGCACCAGAUCUUCAGUCCUACAUUGAAAGGCGUGGAGGUUCAUUAAAAGAAAGUGAAGCCAAGAUUAUCCUCAAACAACUGGUAGAGGCAGCCAUUCACCUUCAGGAUGAAAAGAUUUUCCACAGAGACAUCAAACUGGAAAAUAUCUUGAUAGAGAUGUGUUCAGGCGCCCCACGAGUUCGUAUCAUUGACUUUGGACUCAGCUGCUUCACACAGAAAAAUUCAAAUCAUAACACCUUCUAUGGCACUGAUUGUCACGUCCCUCCAGAAUGGCUGUUUUGGUAUCAAUACAGCGCUGGCCCCACAACAGUGUGGCAGCUGGGAAUUGUCCUCUUUGAAUGCCUCCACAACAAGCGCUUCAAUUCAUCUAGCUUUAUAAAAAGAAAGAUCAAAAUCAACAACAGACUUUCUAAAGACUGCAAAGAUUUUCUGAGGCAGUGCUUUACCAGAGACCCAAAGGAGCGUCCUAGUCUGGAACAGAUUCGCCUUCACCCUUGGCUCAACUAAAUCCUACAGUAAACAUUUCAGCCAAGGGCCAGCCAGUUGUGUUCCAGCUACUAUAAAGACAAAUAUGAUGGGAUAUGAUUGAAAACACAUCAUAGUUUGUAGUUUAUUAGCUCUUCCAUAGUGGGUUUUUCUCUGGGUACUGUGGUUUCAGACACAAAUUUAGUUAAAAUAGUAGAUGUACUUUAGUAUUAGUAAUAGAUACCCUUAAAAUUAGACUAGUGAAAGUAGAGUAAAACAACAGUAAUAUUGUCUAUACAAAAUAAACAGUAUUAAUCAAACAAAACAAUAAUGAUGUAGAAAAUAUCAUAGUUUUUAGUUCAUGAGCUCCUGUGGGUUUUUCUCUAGGUCCUAUGGUUUCCCACAUUAAUUUUUCUUCAAAUAGUAGAUGUACUUUAGUAUUAGUAAUAGAGCAACUAAAACUUAGAAUAGUAGGUCAAAUAGUACUUUUCUACUUAAGGAAUGGAAAUUGUGGCUGUUUUGACAGCCUAAAAAGAAGCCCGACCUGCCACAAUGCAAAGGUUGGCGUUAAAUCAGCGUAGUAAAUAAAGUAGAACAUCAUAAGGUCCAAUACAGAAAUCAAGUCAUUACAGCAGCAUAAUAGUUAGCAACCCACUGCACAAUGUAAUUUAAUUUUGCAAACAGAAUAGUUGCAGUUUUGACAAGUAGAGACAAUAAUCACAAAAAGCACCAUAAAAUUAAAAUAGAAAUAAAAAAAUAAUAAAAUAAACGAAAAAAUAAUAAUGAAAUAAAAAAUGGUAAAAAUCAUAGUUUUUAACUUGUGAGCUCUUUCAAUUGGCCUGUGGGUUUCUCUGCGCGUACUCUGGCUUCCCACACAAAUUCUGUAGUUUUUGGAAGAAAAAAAAAGUCACUCUGCUGUCCAGCUCACCCCAAACCAUCUCGAUUGGGUUCAGGUCUGAUGACUGUGGAGGCCAGGUCAUCUGGCGCAGCACCCCAUCACUCUCAAUCUUGGUUAAAAUAGCCCUUAAAACAGCCUGGAGGUGUGUUUGGGGUCAUUGUCUUGUUGAAAAAUAAAUUAUGGUUCAACUAAACGCAAACCGGAUGGAAUAGUACGCCGCUGGAAGAUGCUGUGAAGCCGGCAUAUAUGCCUUCAAUUUUGAAUAAAUCCCCAACAGUGUCACCAGGAAAGGACCCCCACACCAUCACAC